UUAUAAACGCUCUACUUCUUAAGUACUCCCACUUCUGUUCUGAUCACACUAUUGAUCUUCACUCACUUCUUCCAACUAUAACUCUCUCUCCGGCCAUGUCUACAGCCGAACCACCGUUGUCGGCUACUGGUGUCGGUCUCGGGUACGGCAUUGCCAUUGCCGUAAGCAUUCUCGUCCUGAUCUCCACGAUCAUGUUUGCCUCUUAUGCAUGUGUUAGAGUUAAAGCCAAUGGUCGUAGCGAUACUUAUAGUAAUAAUGGUGGUGAUAACGACGACACGAAUGUCCAUAGGUCAGAUCGCCAAUCCACAGCGAGAACCUCAAUGGUGCCUGUGAUAGUUGUGAUGGGCCUAGAUGGAUCCAUCAUAGAGUCGUACCCGAAGACGGUGCUCGGAGAAAGCCGGAGACUACCCACGCCCAAUCACGGCCCGUGCUCCAUUUGCUUGUCGGACUACCUGCCUAAGGAUACCAUAAGGUGCAUACCCGAUUGCCAUCACUGCUUCCAUGCCAAUUGCAUUGAUGAAUGGCUUCGAAUGAGUGCCACGUGUCCCCUUUGUCGGACCUCUCCUGCUCCAUCGGCAACUCCUAGUCCUACUCCUCUUGCUACUCCUUUGUCUGAGUUGGCCCCAUUGGCCUUCCACACCAGGUGAUUCUGUAUCAUUUUUUAUUUUAUUAAUUUUCAAACUAAUAUAUAUAUAUAUAUAUAUAUAUAUAUAUAAAAAGCAUAGAGAUUUUCUCUCUCUCUCUCUCUUUUUUUAGGAAAGUUUUAGUUAGUUAUUUAUUUAUUUAUUUUCUUCCUCCAUCCUCUCUUUUCAAGUAGUUGAGUAAAUUGGGUGCGUUAAACUCUUAUUUAUAUAUUUACUAUGAAUUUGUACAUUUUCUCGAAAAUAAAAAAUAGCACGAGGUGUGUUCAUAUCCCAAUACCUUGAGAUUGCCAAGCAAGUAUAAUUUUCCUUUUUCCUAUGGGGCCCAUUAAAAUCUUUAUUUAAAUUUUUGUUAUUAGUGUGUAUUUAUUCUCUCUCAAAAGUAAAAGAGAAAAGUAGAUAGACACCUUGGUAGUCGGCACCAUCCAGGGGAAAACUUCUUUUCUUCUUUUUUUAAUUUUUUUAUUGUUGAGUUGUAUUCUUUGGGACCAUAAAUGCAUAUAAGUUCACAUUCAAAGUGAGAUUAAUGAAAAGGAAAAUUCUAGGUGGGAGGGAUUGCCGUAGAUUGCGGUUGGAUUAAUUGGGCCACGGAUUUUCUGCUUCUGGAACCGAUAAUCUUAUUAUCUUU
Messenger RNA from Juglans microcarpa x Juglans regia, 1269 nucleotides. RefSeq names its product putative RING-H2 finger protein ATL69. Bases 96 to 647 code for a protein of 183 amino acids. NCBI's taxonomy places the organism in Eukaryota, Viridiplantae, Streptophyta, Magnoliopsida, Fagales, Juglandaceae. The record is from RefSeq and is a predicted model, not a curated record. Gene Ontology annotation, molecular function: transferase activity. The transcript has a single exon. Gene Ontology annotation, biological process: protein ubiquitination.